Messenger RNA from Aspergillus ochraceoroseus IBT 24754, 1639 nucleotides. RefSeq names its product SHNi-TPR domain-containing protein. The coding region runs from base 152 to 1498 and encodes 448 amino acids. Lineage: Eukaryota; Fungi; Ascomycota; Eurotiomycetes; Eurotiales; Aspergillaceae. The transcript has 2 exons. Gene Ontology annotation, biological process: DNA replication-dependent chromatin assembly; CENP-A containing chromatin assembly. Gene Ontology annotation, molecular function: histone binding. The record is from RefSeq and is a predicted model, not a curated record. Gene Ontology annotation, cellular component: nucleoplasm.
CUUUUCUAACCCUCUACUUACUUAACAAGAACCUUAAAACUACUUGGCACUUAUAAUUCUCACUCAGAUACUUAAAUUUCGGGAACAGCCAAUUUUUCAUCUAAUUCAGUACUAUUCCUGGAGAAUCGGGUUGGACUAUACUGCCGAAACAAUGGGUGCGCAAGAUCCAAACGAAGCGAGCGCAACUUCAGAAUCAGCCGGCGGCGAUACACGAGAGCAGUUAGAAACACUUAUCAAACGGGCUGCUGCGAAAGAUGCCAUGAAAGACUAUAAUGCAGCUGCUGAACUUUACUCCGAAGCUACGGAACUUCAAGCAAAAUUGAACGGCGAACUAUCACUUGAUAAUGCAGACUUGUUGUUCGCUUACGGAAAGGCUUUGUACAGUGUCGCCAUAAGCAAAAGUGAUGUCCUGGGGUCCAAAGUAGCAGGGAAGACACAAGCGUCAUCUGCAGAUGCUUCAGAACCGGCUCCGGUUUCUGAGAAUCUGAUCCAAAGUGCUGUUUCGUCCGGCAUGGUUAAGAAAGAAUCCAGAGUUGAAAAGCAACAGUCGGAGAAUACCGAAAGCAAGCCAUAUUUUCAAUUUACCGGUGACGAGAAUUUCGAUGAUUCCGAUUCAGAGGGGGAGGAGGACGAGAACAAUGCCGAGGGUGAAGGCGACGAGGAGGAUGACGACGACGACUUCGCGAACGCUUUUGAGGUUCUUGAUUUGGCUCGAAUCCUCUACCACAAGAAACUGGCCACGUUAGAAGACGGUGAUGGGAAAGGAAAAUCUACGGAUUCGGUUGCCGGCCUCAAAGACAUUAAAGAGCAUUUGGCAGAUACAUACGACCUCCAGGCCGAAAUCUCCCUGGAAGCUGAGAGAUUCACGGAUGCAGUAACAGAUUUGAGAACCGCGCUUGAACUGAGACAAUCGCUGUUUCCAAUGGAAGAUCCUUCCAUUGCUGAAUGUCACUAUAAGCUUUCGCUUGCCCUGGAGUUCGGGGCCGUCAAGCAUGAGGACGAUGACUCCAACCGCCCGGCAACGGUAGACGAGGAAAUGAGGAACGAGGCUGUUACUCAAAUGGAGAAGGCCAUUGAGAGCUGUCGGGUUAGAAUGGCCCAGGAACAGAAGAAAAUGGAUGGCGAUGGUUCUUUGGACGAGGACAAAAGAACAGCCAUGAAAAGGAAAAUAGCUAAUGUAAAGGAAAUUGUAUCAGAUAUGGAACAAAGACUUGUUGAUCUCCGGCGCCCGCCAGUUUCUGUUGAGCAAGGGACGCAUGAUGAAAGUGAAACUAUGCUAAAAGGUAUUUUGGGACAAAUUAUGGGCCAGUCUCCUAGUGAACAGCAGUCGCGGCUUGAUGCUGUCACACAGAAUGCGAAUGAUCUUUCAGCCUUCGUUAAACGGAAACCAGCUGCGAGCAAGACAUCACAGCCACCGGCAUCUGCUCCCAAACGUUCCGCACAACAAAUGGAGGAAGGUGAUUCUAAGAGAGCUCGAGUAGAUGACAAGGAUGAAUAAACAUGCAUAAUUCAUCUUCAAUCUUAUUAUACCCUUGCUAGCUAAUCCAAGUCCUAUCUUGAGAAAUAUCUAUCCUAUUAACAGGAUACCUAACGUGGCGAAGUCGUGUAAAGGGGGCUGAAGUGGGGAUGGGAUGCUUGG